Messenger RNA from Cyprinus carpio (common carp), 3080 nucleotides. Its product is annotated as layilin-like. The record is from RefSeq and is a predicted model, not a curated record. The transcript is spliced from 11 exons. NCBI's taxonomy places the organism in Eukaryota, Metazoa, Chordata, Actinopteri, Cypriniformes, Cyprinidae. Gene Ontology annotation, molecular function: hyaluronic acid binding. Bases 1672 to 2808 code for a protein of 378 amino acids.
CAAAGAAAUAAAAAAAUUUGUGACCUGAAUUAAAUGCCAUGCUGAACCAAUAUACUGUAGACAAAUAUUGUAAAUGAGUGUGAAUUGCUGUCUGCACUCCCAUUUAUAAGCAUGAUAUGUGUUGCUUUUAGAACGGCCCGGAGAUUUAUUAAUUUAAUAGGCCUAGUUCACAACAAAUAAAACAAAGACAUAAUUUAGAAAUAUGUCUAGCUACAGAACAAUUGAGAAAGCCUGUUCCUUAAUGUGGCCUGCAAGGACAUUAUAAGUUUUCUUUUUGCCUAGUCCCUCUGGGCAAGCCUAGACCUGUCUUCACGUGGACUAAGUGGUCUCUUAGGUAACCUAGUCCAGAAAACCAUUGUCCACUAUAAACACUGUACAGCAUUGGCUACCAACAGUUAACAACACAGAUAGAUUUCAGUGUUGACAUAGAUAUGGGCCUCAUUACGCUUGACUUGUUUCUUUCAUCCUAAGGAAUGAUAACAGGUAACGGCUUAGCAAUGUAUAGACUAUUUUAAUCAUUAGAUAUUAGGCUACUGUGAAUAAUAAAACUGAUCAUUCUGACUCUAAAAUUUGAUUGAUUGAGCAGCGUUCGAAGCCGUUGAAAUAAGCACAUUCUAAGUGGCUGUUGCUUGGCAACAACCAUAAACAGAGUUUGUAGAAGUAUAUUACAUGGCGGGAUAAUUAUUAGUAUCACCUGUGAGGAACUUAUUUUCUUAAGAGCUCAUUAGUUUGAGUUAAUUAAGUGCAUUCAACUGUAUUUACGCUGAUAUCGUUUCCCUCUUUGUGCGGCGCUCUUCUCGGUAUUUUUCUUGGAGGAAUAGCGCCAGUGUCUUCAGCGGGGAGCGCCGUGGUUCGCGCUCAAGUGGCUCCCGCCUCGGAUGGCGCUGAAUUUGAACGAACAAUAUAGGCUCUGGCUAUAAAUACAGACAAAAUGUGCUGGAAUCCAACGCAGAGGGACCGUGCAAGAUAAUGGGGCGACACAGAGAGCUCCCGAAGAGUUUCUUCAGAGAAGGAUGAUGAAAUCCAGCAGGAUGCUUACUUGAAGCAAAAGGAAGAGGAGAGACCGAAAUACAUGGAGAUGGCCAAGAAACGAGACCAGAUUAUUGCCCUUCUGAAUAAGCAGAGGGAUGAGCGAAUUAAGACUGGCUCCCUAGACCCUUUCAUCAUCUGUGGAUGAGGACCAGAAAGAAGUUCUGAAGCUCCAGUAAACAUAGUGAUGAUAUUAAAGACUAGUCACAAAUUUGAAAUAUAAUGUCUUUUUUUCAAAGGAAAUAGACAAAUGUUUAAGAAGUUUACUUAAAAUGCAGCUAGACUCGCUACAUUUGUUUAUCAUUGUCUUAAACACUUAAGAUAUUAAAAUAUUAAGGCCAGUGAGCACUGUGUCCUUGUAAUAUUUCAUAUGAUUUGUUGAGAUCUACAAAUAAAAGCCCGUGGCGUGCUCAUUCCUGUCAGCUGAUGACGUGUUAUGAUCUUCUGUGUGUUCGGUCACGCGCGCGCGUGCCUCCCUAGACGUUCACGAAGAUUUCAGAGGAUAACGGGACAGGUGAUCGGUUCUCUACUGGACGAAGCCUUCCUGCUGUUGGAUGUUCACUUUUUUUUAUUUACUUGGCUUUUCAUUGUCUUGGUGAAGAUACUUUUAAGGCCCAUGGAAGUUUGAUAAAAGGUGGUAAAAUGGAUUUGAUGAGAAAAUGUGGCUGCGUGUUGGUUUUAUUCAGCGUCUCCGCGUGCGCGUCAAAGCUUCUGAGCGACAUUUACGAGCCCAGAGGCCAGCAGAUAUGCAAGCGUGGCACUGAGAAGCCUUGCUAUAAAAUCGCCUAUUUUCAAGAUGCUCGGCGUAAACUCAACUUUGAAGAUGCGAGUCGAGCCUGCAGGAGUGACGGUGGAGAUCUUCUCAGUAUUGAGUCUAAGACUGAGCAGGGACUGAUAGAGAACUUCAUCCAUGAACUGAAAGCAUCAGACGGAGACUUCUGGAUCGGGCUCCGUAGGGAUCAAGGCCAUGAGGAGAUAAACGGAGACUGUCCUUCUCAGUACUACUGGCUGGAUGGAAGCCAAGCAACCUUCAGGAACUGGCACUGGGAUGAGCCUUCCUGUGGGUUUGAGGUGUGUGUGGUGAUGUACCAUCAGCCCUCUGCUCCUCCGGAUCAGGGUGGGCCUUAUAUGUUCCAGUGGAAUGAUGACAAUUGUGAAACCAAAAACAACUUUAUCUGCAAGUACACCAAAGAUAAACCUACAGCACCCAUCCCUGCAGAAAAUAGAACAUUUGAAGAUGCUCUUCCAACACCCAAAAUACGCAGAAACCCCUCUGUCACAGAGAAGGAUGAUGGCAUGAGGGUGCUUGUAUCUGAACCUCCAGACAAUGUUCUUAAUAUCGCUUACAUUGUGCUGCCAACCAUACCACUUCUGCUGCUGUUGAUUGUGGCGACGGGAGUUUUCUGCUUUAAGCUGUUCACAAAGAGGAAGAAACAACAGACUGAGACCCCUCCAACGGAACCGGGAUACUGGGCCCCUGGAGAAAGAUGCAACAGCCCAAGCCCUGACGUCUAUAACGUCAUCCGAAGGCAGCAUGAAUCAGACCUGGCUGGCACUCGGCCUGACAUCAAGAACACUUCCUUCUUGGGUUCUUCUCCAGACACUCCACCUGGAGAUUAUGACAACCUGGCAGGCAGAGACACUGAAAGUGGUUUUGUGACACUGGCCAGCACUGAGAGCGGCUUCGUGACCAACGAUUUGUAUGACACCCUGCAGGGCCGUGGAAGCGGGAGAUAUUACAGAGACCAGGGAUGGAUGGAUGAAUUAUAUGGCUACUGAUAUGAAAGACGAACAUUAGCAUUUAACUGCAUAUUCUCCUCUAAAAUGAUAAUAGCUGUUGAUGUCUUACCAGAGUAGACCUGGAUAUGUGUGGACUCUGGCAUUUUUGAAAACUCCAAAAUGUACUAAAUGAAUGAGAGACUGUGUUAUUUUAGCAUUGUUGAUAUACCAAUAUAGUUUUUGUUAAUAUUGUGAAUUAGAUUUUUAUUCAUAUUUUCUAUUUCAAUCAAUUUUAGCUAAAAGUUUAGCAAUUUUGUGGUAGUUUUUUUAUU